AUGGCGGCUUCUGUGACCCGCCUCGCCGGGUCGGGCGCGCCGCAGCAGACCCAAGAUAAUCCCGUUCCAGGUGGCUCCGCCUCUGGACCUGUUCUUCCUUCCCCAAUACUAUCGGAACCAUGGCCGCGGCCCUAUUAUUUUGAGGACGGCUUGCGCCGCGUUUCGCCUUACUUCUAUACGUACAACACCUGGUGCAAGGAACGAUGGCGGGGUCGGCAGCUCAUCGAAGUUUUUCAGAGCGAGUUCCGUGACCGACCUCUCGAGUACUAUCGUGAAGCCAUGGAGUCAGGCCUGGUUGCUGUGAAUGGCAAGACGGUUGGCCCGCACCACAUAUUAAAGAACGGACACCUCAUAUCCCAUACCACCCAUCGUCAUGAGCCCCCUGUCACUUCCGAUCCUAUCGGUAUCAUUCAUGAGGAUGAUGACAUGAUCGUCAUCAACAAACCGUCAGGCGUGCCUGUUCACCCGGCCGGGCGUUACAAUUACAACUCUAUUGUUGAGAUCAUGAAGGCAGAGAGAGGCCUUGAUUUCACCCCACGACCCUGCAACAGACUUGACAGGUUGACGAGCGGUAUCAUGUUCAUUGCGAAACACACCAAGGCUGCCGAACAACUCGGGGUGCAGAUUUUCCAGAGGAGCGUUCGCAAAGAGUACGUCGCCCGCGUCAUCGGCAAAUUUCCCGACGGAGAGGUCGUGUGUGACCAGCCCAUUCUUCAAAUCUCCCCCAAGCUCGGGCUGAACAGGGUGCGAGCCAACGGCAAAGCUGCGAGGACUGUAUUCAAGCGCCUGGCAUACUAUCCCCCAGCUUCCGGCCUAGCCGUGUCCCCUAAUGACGGUGGGACGACGGGCCCGGCAGAGGAACCGGUUUCUGGGCGGUCAGAAUCGGCACCUCGACCGACCGGCGGUCGCAAGGCCGAUGAGGGAUAUUCCAUCGUGCGAUGCUUGCCCGUCACAGGCAGGACUCAUCAGCUCAGGGUGCAUCUCCAGUUCCUGGGGCACCCAAUCCAAAACGAUCCGAUAUAUGCCAACCAAAAGGUCUGGGGCUUGGGCUUGGGUUGUAACGAUGCUGAGGGGACGCUGAACACCGACGAGGACGUAGUCACCCGCUUGUCCCGCAUGGGCAAGGAUCAGGUAGCUGAUGCGGUUGCGUACUACGACGAAAUGGUCGACGACUAUUACAAAAAGAAGGCCGAGAAAAUGUCGGGCGAGGUUUGCACGGUCUGUAGCACUCCUCUUUACACCGAUCCUGGAGAUCAAGAACUCGCGCUGUGGCUCCACAGUCUCCGGUAUGAGGAUGCCGAAGGGGCCUGGAGUUAUGUCAGCCCUCUGCCUAAUUGGGCCUUGCCGCCAGAAGGAGCCAGCGGACCAACCCAGGUUGGCGGGAUGGAGGAUUUGGUCGGUGCAGCUGGGGACGCCAUUGUUGAAUAA
Molecule: messenger RNA, 1428 nt
Organism: Chaetomium globosum CBS 148.51
Lineage: Eukaryota; Fungi; Ascomycota; Sordariomycetes; Sordariales; Chaetomiaceae
Product: pseudouridine synthase
Exons: 1
Coding region: 1-1428 (475 amino acids)
Biological process (GO): pseudouridine synthesis
Molecular function (GO): pseudouridine synthase activity; RNA binding
Source: RefSeq, a predicted model, not a curated record